GCCGAUGUACCGAUUCACUGGCCCGGAGCUGGAACCAAUCACUCAAGGCUCAUGCCGCUUCGCCAUCACACCAUAUCUCCUGCGGUCCACCAGCCACUUCUGAACCUCGACACCACACCACACAGCAUCACCAACAACCAUUAUACCAAGUACAGCCAAUGACGCUACUCUCUACUUUGUGUUCAUACAUCGAUCAAGAUCCUCCUCCUCGGCCACAUCGCUUCACGAGUCACCCGUCGUUCCAUGUGGUCAUCUUCAUGGUGGGCAAGGCCGCCGAGCAGUCCCCAAUUCUACUUCUUAGGGAGAGGGGGGUGCCUGGCUGGAUACGAACGACGAGAUGCGUCGACGUUCCAAGUCCGAGCUGCUGCCUCUGUGCCCACUAUUCCAGAAACUGAGAUGGCGACGGUCCAGACCACAAACGCAUCUGCGUUACAAAGGGGUUAAAGGCUAAAGUUUGAACAAAAGACCCUAUACUUCUCUCUGCGCCCCAACACGGCCAGCCUCUCGCAACAGGUGGCAAAGCCAAGUCUCUCGUCUCGAUCAUCCCCUCGUCUGCGCACAAUGCUUGCUUGAUCAGAUGAUUGGACACCCGUCGCGCCACCUGCCACAUCGUUGACUGGCGAUGUCGGACGACGGCCAGAUUUCGACCCUUGCAUCUUGGGGAGUCGCUAAGCGGUUAGCUCAGAGCCCACACGGCCCAUCUUUCUCCACAAAAGCACAUCGAACCCAUGGUCCGAAAUGGCUGCGAAGGCAUGGGAAGAAUCGCCGGUUAAUUUGCUGAUGCGCGCCUGGUCUCGAUGUUUUCUGGGGACCCCGGACUACUGGCCAUGUCUAGAAGGCUUGGGUGCGGGAGUCAGUGUGUGCUUUGCUGCCCGGCAUGUCACCGAACUCAUCAUUUGGCUUUCUCCAAAUCUGUCGAUUUUCUGUGCUCGACCCUUUGAGGACACACACUUCAUUCCCCUCACGGAAGCUGGGGUAUUUGGGGAACCCUGUCCACCUGUCUCUUGUGGGUGUGGCUCGUUAUAAUACCACCGUCUCUGCCUCCCGUCGCCCGUUGUUGCGGUUGCAACGUCCUGCCAGAUUUUAUCACUGACAUCGGCUGCGACUGAAUGUGACGGGAAGGUUAUUAAACCUCCGUCUUGUUACCGCAUAAUCGCGACUCUCGUAUAUCUCAUUCACUGUGUAUCCGAUACCACCUCCAUCUAACCAGCAAGAUGCUCGUCAACCAGCCCAUUCGUCCACGACCCAUCAAGACUCGGUCAAGAGCAGGUUGCAAAUAUUGCCGAGACAAGAGGAAGAAGUGCUCCGAAGAACAUCCGCAAUGCCUCCGCUGCGUGCAAGCCGGUGUCAACUGCGUAUACGAACCGAUCAAGAAGAGGAAGCGAAGAACUUCAACUAGGACAAUAGAAAUUCAAGAUGCCGCGGCAUCCGACGAUUCCGAUAGCCAGGCAGGCAACACCGACCUGCAAACGAGCCCGGACACGGCCAUACUCACUCCGCCUGAUGGACCGCGGGCUGACGCCGAGAACUCUCUUUCACCGUCGACAUCUGUGGACAACUGUCUUCCAGCCUCGAUAGACUCGGUUUUCCCUCUCUGCGAUGACGUUGAUGACUCUUACGCCUACGAUAUUGGAUACGGAAGUUCGGACAUGUACGAGAACGAAUACACAACAUUCACGGACAUGGGCUCCCGCCAGAAGCAGGCCGAGGCUCACUUACCACUUUCUCUUACGACUACGAACGAUGGUUUGCAAGCGCCAGAUGACUCUUUCUUUUCGGCCAGCCUCGAAAUGUCUUGGAGCGAACCAGCUUGGUCGACCGUUUCUCCGCCGUUAACCAGCCUGCUGCCGCCAGCGUACCACGGUGUCUCCGAAUGCCCGGAGGACACCGGUUUGCUGGAUCACUACUCGAAAGUGAUGCUGCCUACGAUGGGUUUCAAAGAGGACGUCAGCAACCCCUACGAGCAGCACAUACUCCCUCUAUCGCACAGGAGCUCUGCCGUCCGAAGCGCCAUCUACGCCCUGGCCAGUGCGCAUCGGGAAUAUCUUGGUCUCGAGAACACAGAGGGUUCCGCUUGUUUCCACGAAAGAGCCGUGGCUGGGCUAUCAGCAAUCAUCGAGGACGGCGAUGGGUUUGAAGAAGCGUUGGCUACCAUAGUGCUUCUUCUACAGUAUGACUUGCUGAUGCAACGAAGCCUGCCCAACGUUAUCCACAACCAUCUCCAAGGAGCAUGGCACAUUAUCAGCGCCAUGGCUUCUCCAAAGCCGGCCAGCGUUGAGUUUUUCGAGCAGGUGUUCCGCUACUUUGACGUCCUGAAUGCCUUGACGAACGGCUCGUCGCCUGUCUUUGCGGCCCCUUCAUCCAAUCGAGCCUACUCUCCCGGCAGCUCGCCACCCCCCAUUAUGUUCAGCGGCAUCGACCCCGUGUUCGGCAUGGCCGACGACCUUUGGCCCACCCUGCAUCGUCUCGGGGAACUCAUCACGAUGAAGUGCGAACUCCAAGCCGCCAUGGCAACGGGCCAGGCAUCCAAGUUCGCAGUCCUCCGCACCGAGUACCAGACAACCUUCAAGGCUAUCGAGAGGGCCUUGGAAUCUUGGGGUCCGAUCUUGCCACCGGGUUUCUCAUUGGUCAACCGCAUCGUCGACGGGCCCGAGGACGCGUCUGAGGCCGAGCUCGCCAACAUCAGGUGGAUCACGAGCACUGCGCUUGCCUACAGACAGAGCGCGCUGGUCUACCUGUACAGCACCAUCUCCGAGUACCCUUCCUCGCACAGCCUGGUGCAGAAGCACGCGCAGGCCGCGCUGUGGCACUGCGCGGCGGCCGUGUCGCACGGCGGGACGGGUCAGUCGAUGCUGUGGCCGCUAUUCUUCUCGGCCUGCCACGCCAUAUGCAGCCGGGACCGGGGCCUCGUGCGGCAGGCUUUCACGUCGCUCGGCGGCAAGAAGGGGGCGGUAGAUACAGAGAAGCCUUGGGCCGUGGUCAUGGAUGUGUGGAGACGGAUGGACAUGCGAGCCUAUGGCAAGGAACAGGUGGGCGCGGAGGCCUGUCCGGACUUGUGGAAGCAGGUAGCGGCGAGCAUGAAGUUCGGCCUCGUGUUUGGCUGAGAGGGCGGACGAGCAAGCAGCUCAUGUAAAGUUCGACAGGGGACGGGAGGAAGUGUACGAGCACACGGAUGUGGGAAGCCCCCUUUGGACCUGCAACAUCUACCGGGGGACGUUUGUCACGAUAUCACGACGGAGAGACGGCGAACACUGUUACGGCAUUUUAACGGAUACGAUACCAUGGGAGGAAAAAGGAGACUUGGGUUAACGGAGAGGGGAGGGCGAGGGGGCGAAGAUUGAAUAGGCUGGGCGCUGGGCGCCGGGAAAAAGGGGUCAGAUCGAUGCUUGAAUAUAUCA
Messenger RNA from Colletotrichum destructivum, 3398 nucleotides. RefSeq names its product Putative zn(2)Cys(6) fungal-type DNA-binding domain, fungal transcription factor. The transcript is spliced from 6 exons. The record is from RefSeq and is a predicted model, not a curated record. Gene Ontology annotation, cellular component: nucleus. The coding region runs from base 1215 to 3104 and encodes 629 amino acids. Gene Ontology annotation, molecular function: DNA-binding transcription factor activity, RNA polymerase II-specific; zinc ion binding; transcription cis-regulatory region binding. Gene Ontology annotation, biological process: positive regulation of transcription by RNA polymerase II. NCBI's taxonomy places the organism in Eukaryota, Fungi, Ascomycota, Sordariomycetes, Glomerellales, Glomerellaceae.